Molecule: messenger RNA, 519 nt
Organism: Cannabis sativa
Lineage: Eukaryota; Viridiplantae; Streptophyta; Magnoliopsida; Rosales; Cannabaceae
Exons: 1
Coding region: 1-519 (172 amino acids)
Source: RefSeq, a predicted model, not a curated record
AUGUUUGUCAAGGAGUUGGAUACUAAUUGCUAUCUCUUUCAAUUUUAUCAUGAGAUUGACAUCCAAAGUAUGACGAAUCGCAGCCCUUGGACUUUUAAUAGGUUCUUGUUAAUCUUCAAAAGGUUGCAGCGGGGGAAGGAACCAAGAUUGGUUACCUUGAAUGAAGUUGAUAUGUGGGUGCAAUUGCAUGAUCUUAGAUCGGAGUUUAAAACUGCUACGAUUAUUAAGGAUGUCGCAAACUAUAUUGGGAAGUUUGUUCAAUCUGAUGAAAGGAAUUUCAUGGGCUUAUGGCGGGAUUAUCUUCGUGUUCGUGUGACUUUGAAUGUUAUGAAGCCAUUAAAGAGACGUAUGAAACUUCGCAAUACUGCUGAGAUCGAGUUCUUGACUAACUUUAAGUAUGAACAUCUUCCCACUUUCUGCUUUAUUUGUGGAAUUAUGGGGCAUUCCGAAAGCUUUUGUCUACGGCGUUUCGAGGUUGGAGAGGAUCAGAUAAUCAAGUCGUACGGGAAAUGGAUGUGA